Messenger RNA from Cucurbitaria berberidis CBS 394.84, 1390 nucleotides. RefSeq names its product phosphomannomutase-like protein. Gene Ontology annotation, molecular function: phosphomannomutase activity. The coding region runs from base 306 to 1118 and encodes 270 amino acids. Gene Ontology annotation, biological process: protein N-linked glycosylation; mannose metabolic process; GDP-mannose biosynthetic process. Lineage: Eukaryota; Fungi; Ascomycota; Dothideomycetes; Pleosporales; Cucurbitariaceae. The transcript is spliced from 3 exons. The record is from RefSeq and is a predicted model, not a curated record. Gene Ontology annotation, cellular component: cytosol.
ACUCAAACCCUCAUAACUCCAAAGAACACGUUACAACAGUUCGCGUUCCUAUACUGGAUUCAGGUACCAUCGUGACCAUUCUCAGGGUCCAGCGAUACCAAUCAAGCUAGGCCCUGGACCCCACGUCGCGAAACUGCGGUGAGGAUCAACCAUCUGAUCCCUGCAUAACCCCUCCAAAAUAUAGCUGCCGCCAUUUCAAGUCCGCCAUUGUUCCCUUGCCUUCUUCCAAGACACAUUUGCAACUCUUAUAAUCCUCCACUUGCACACGAUACCGGCAACGAUCCAACAGUACACGUCUGAUCAAUAUGGCUCUCGCCGCAUCCGUGUACCCUCCGCUCGACAAGCGUCCCUUCAAGAACACAGUCCUCCUCUUCGAUGUCGACGACACGCUCACAAAGCCUCGCCAGCUCGUCAGGCCGGAGAUGCUCCAAUUGCUCUCGGAGCUCCGCCACAAGUGCGCAGUCGGAUUCGUAGGUGGCUCAAACCUCGUAAAGCAGCAAGAGCAGCUCGCUACUCCCGAUGUCAACGUCACCUCCCUAUUCGACUUCUGCUUUGCCGAGAAUGGCCUCACUGCGUACCGGCUGGGACAAGAGCUAGCUAGCCAGAGCUUCAUUGGGUGGAUUGGGGAGGAGAAGUACAAGAAGCUGGUCAAGUGGAUCCUUCAUUAUAUCGCCGACCUCGACAUUCCCAUCCAGCGCGGAACUUUUGUCGAAUUCCGCAAUGGCAUGAUAAACGUCUCCCCAAUCGGCCGUAACGCCUCCACCGAAGAGCGCAACGAGUACCAAAAAUUCGACCUUGCUAAUAACAUUCGCACCACCAUGGUCGCAAAGCUCAAGGAAACCUUCCCCGACUUCGGCCUCACCUACUCCAUCGGCGGCCAAAUCUCAUUCGACGUCUUCCCCACUGGCUGGGACAAGACCUACUGCUUACGACACAUCGAGGGCGAGAAGGACAGGACGGGAGUUGUAUAUGAUAAGAUUCAUUUCUUCGGUGACAAGGCGUAUGAGGGAGGCAAUGACUGGGAGAUUUACAGUGAUGAGAGGACGAUUGGGCACAAGGUUAAGAAUCCGGAAGAUACGUAUGCGCAGUUGCAGGAACUGUUGAAGAGCUUCCAGUAGACUAGGUCGCUGGGGUAGAAAUUUCUAGAGCAGUUUAUGAGACAUGAACCUGCAAGGGAUUAGAAGCUACGAUUCUAGACGCAUCUGACAUAGACAAAAGUACUUUGUCGUAUCUUAUGAAUGAAUGUUGCUAUGCUAGUUUCGAAUCUUGACUUGAAAAUGAAGUAGACGAGAUGUCCAAGUACUCCCUCAUUGCAUUAAGUCACCAGAGAAGAAGGCAAGAAGUCAAAUUCAAUGUACAACAGUCGUAAUAGUUCGUUAUCUAAUAAGUU